GCAGCUUUUCUUCAGUAAUCUCGUCUUUUUCUUCCGGGAGACAGCGGAUCGAAGCCCGAGAUGGGGCUUUUACUCAAUGUCACGUUUCUCUCUCUGUUUUUCUUACCGAUAUUUCACCAUACAUCAAAGGCUGAGAACUUGAGCGCCUUCAUUAAUACUAUUAAUAUCACCACUUACACAGCUAGAGAGCUUGCCAGCAGCUGCAAUUUAUUCCAGGGAAAGUGGGUUUUUGACUCUUCGUAUCCUCUCUACAGCCCCUCCAGCUGCCCCUUCAUAGAUCCAGAAUUCAACUGUCAAAAAUAUGGUCGACCCGAUAGCUCUUAUCUCAAAUACAGAUGGCAGCCCUUUUCUUGCAACAUUCCCAGGUUUAAUGGGGUGUCUUUCCUGGAGAAAUGGAGAGGGAAGAAGAUUAUGUUUGUGGGUGACUCACUGAGUUUGAACCAGUGGGAAUCGUUAACCUGUAUGAUUCACCAAUGGGUGCCCAAUUCUAAGUACUCAGUCAUAAGAACAGAGGGUCUCUCUUCAGUGACAUUUGAGGAUUAUGGAGUGAAGAUAAUGUUAUAUUCAUCAAAAUUUCUAGUCGACCUUGUCAGCGAACAGGGGAGAAGAGUGUUGAAGCUUGAUUCAAUACAGAGUGGCGAUGCCUGGAAAGGAAUGGACCUGCUCAUCUUCAACACUUGGCAUUGGUGGACUCACAGUGGAACCUCCCAGCCUUGGGACUAUCUGCAAGAGGGAAACAAAUGGUUCAAAGAUAUGAACCGGUUGGUGGCAUUUUACAAGGGGCUAACCACCUGGGCCACAUGGGUCAACCGUAAUGUUGAUCCUUCCAAAACCAAGGUCUUUUUCCAGGGGAUUUCUCCCACUCAUUAUGAUGGCAAGGACUGGAAUGAGCCAUCACAGUCAUGUUCAGGGCAGACUCAGCCAUUCGUUGGGCCUAGGUACCCAGCGGGGACACCAACGGCCUGGGUAGUUGUAAAUAAAGUAUUCAGCAGGCUCAAGAAACCAGUGUAUUUGCUUGACGUCACAGGGCUGUCUCAGUUGAGAAAGGAUGCUCACCCAUCGGCGUACAGUGGUGACCAUAGUGGCACCGAUUGCAGCCAUUGGUGUCUUCCUGGUUUGCCAGAUACUUGGAACCAGCUCCUGUAUGCAACACUCUUUUAGUGGAAGUUUUAGAUAGUCAAAGAAAUCUACUGUUUUCCAGACGCCUGGAAAUUUCUUUCCAUUUUUUGUCGUCAAAGGGGGAAUAAGAGGGAUGAUUCUUCAAUUGUAAAUUUAGAUUAAUCAUUUGGGUACAAUUGAGAAGUUCAAUUCUUCAAUUGAUAAUCGGCUUUCCCUA
Molecule: messenger RNA, 1336 nt
Organism: Mangifera indica (mango)
Lineage: Eukaryota; Viridiplantae; Streptophyta; Magnoliopsida; Sapindales; Anacardiaceae
Product: protein trichome birefringence-like 39
Exons: 5
Coding region: 61-1161 (366 amino acids)
Cellular component (GO): Golgi apparatus
Molecular function (GO): O-acetyltransferase activity
Source: RefSeq, a predicted model, not a curated record